AUGAAAAAGAAGAAUAAUAUUUCCACAAAUUACGGAAAACUAAAAGGUCGUCUGAAUCGUUAUGAUAUGAACGGUUCAUAUAAUUUUAAUGAAAAUAAAAAAAGUGUAGGAAAUAAUUUGGUUAAUGAUUUAAAAAAUUGUAAAAAUGAAGAAAAUUAUAAUAAUAAUAAUAACAUUAAUUCUUCAAUUGUCCAUACGAACACGAAUGUAAAUUACCCUAAUGGAAACAAUAAUUAUUACUCUCAUAAUUUUAAAUAUAAUAAAAAUUCGUAUCCAUAUGAUUAUAACUCAUAUCAACCGAAAAAAAUAUAUGAAUACAAAGAAAAAUUCAAAAAUUCUAAUAAUAAUAAUAAUUCGUAUAAUAAUAAUACUCAAUUAGAAAAUAGAAAUAAUGUGUCUACUUUGAAUUCAUCAGGUAUAAUAAAUAAAAUAAUUAAAGAAAAUAGUAAUGAGAAAAAUGAUGAAGAUAAUGUUCAUUCUGAGAAUGAAAAUAAUAGAAAUAUCGAAGAUGAAAAUUUAAAUGAAGAAGUAAGUAUGUUAAGAGAAAAAAUUUGCUUUAAAAUGUUAAAAAGUAUUGAUAUUUAUAUAACUGAAAUAAUUAUGAAGUCAUGUUUCGUAACUGUAUAUAAAAUGAAAGAAAAUGAAUUAAAAUGGAUAAGAGCAGAUAUUGAAGGAUUUUUAUAUAUUGUAAGAAGGUCAAUUUAUCCUUUUUACAGAUUAAUAAUUACAAAUAAAAAAAAUGAAAAUCAUUUAUUGCAAGAUAUAGAUGCAAAUAUUAAUUUGUCAACAGAUCAAAAUUAUAUUUUUUAUAGAACUCUGAAUGAAGAAAAUAAUUCUAAAAGCAUUUAUAGUUUAUGGUUUUACAGUACAGAUGAAAAAGAAAAAAUAUAUAGUGUUCUUAAAGAAUUGGUUGAAAAAUCAUGUGAAGAAAAAAAUUAUUUAGAUAACAAUAGUAAAAGUAGCAAUAACAAUUAUAGUAAAAAUGUAAACUAUAUAUUUACAAAAAAUAACAACAUGAAUGAUAACACAACUGUUGUGACAAAAACAGAAGAAAAUUUUAAAAAUGUAAAUAAUUUUUAUAAUAAAAAUGAGGAUAUUAAAAUAAAUAAAAACUUAGAUAUAGAAAAUAAUAAUAAUAAUAAUAAUAAUGACAGUAAUGUGAGUAAAAAUAAUAUGAAUAGUGAUAAUAAUAAUAAUAAUGAUAAUAAUAAUAAUUAUAAUAAUGAUAAUAAUAAUAAUUAUAAUAAUGAUAAUAAUAAUAGUAAUAAUAUUAUUAAUAAUAAUAAUGAUAAUAAUAAUAAUAAUGAUAAUAGUAAUAAUAUUAUCAAUAAUAGUGUUAAUAAUUCUUUAAUUUUAAAAAGUAUACAUAAUGAGGAAAAUGGUAAUGUUUUAAAAAAAAAUAAGAUAAAUAAUAACCUUACUUCUUUAAAAUCAAACAACAUCAAUGAUAAUGAAAAUGAAAAUAAUUUAGAUUUACUUUAUAAUAUGAAUGAUAUAGAUUAUGUGAAAAUGAAUAUAAAAAAUGAUAAUACUCCAUAUGAUAAUUAUGUGAAAAGUUAUUAUAAUAUAAACAGUAGUGUUAAUAGUAAUGGUAAUUUUGGAACUAAUAAAAAUGUAACUGGUGAUUUAGAUGAUGUAAAUAACAAAAGUACAUCUAAUAAAAAAGCAGCAUAUUGCAGUCAAAAUAAUAUAGAUUACGGCGAUAAAGCUGGAAGAAAACUUCUUUAUUUGAUUAAAGGGUUAUCAACAGAAUAUGAAAACGAAAAUGAAAAUAAAAAGUUAUCAUGCGUUGAGUAUUGUGAAAAUGAUAAUAAUAACAUAUUGAACCUUAAUAAAAAUGAAGAAAAAAAUAUACAUUUUCAGAAUGAACUUAACGCCAAAAAAGGAGGUGAAGCUAUUAUGAGCUUAUUAGGUUUAAAUAAAAAUAAUGAAUUGAGUGAAGAGGGGAAAAAAAAAAAAAAGAAAGAAAAAAAUAUAGAUAGUGGUAUUAAUAAUAAUAUAAUAAGUUCUAAUUUUCAAAAAAGUGAGAAGCAAAUUUUAUUAAAUAAUAAUGAAAAUUUAAAUAGUAAAUCAUUCAAAUAUAUUAAAAGUAAAUAUGAAAGUAAUGAAGAAUUUUCAGUAAAUAGUAAAUUAGACAGAAAAAAUAAUGAACUAUUUAAUAAGAAUUCAUUUGAAAGUUAUAAAAACAAAGAUAAAGAAAAAUUAAAUAACAAUAAUAAUAAUAAUUGUGAAGAGGAAAAAGUAACCUUGUUAGAUAUUAUUAAAUUAAAAUCAGAUAAAAUGAGUGUUAAUAAUAAUAAUAAUAAUAAUUCAGAAAAUUACAUAUUAAAUUCAUAUAAUACGGACUCAUAUAAUGUUUUACUAAAAAUGCAAAAUAAAAUAGAAAAUGAUGAUAAAAAAAUUAUCAAUAUAUUAGAUAGUAAAAGAAAUAGUAAAAAAUACAGUUAUACAAAUUCUUCAGAUAAUAAAGAGGAAAUUAAAUAUAACACUGUUGAUAAACAUAAUAACAAUGAUUCUAACGAUAUAGAGAAUAAAAAUAAAAGUAUAACAUUAGAUCAAAAUACUAUACAUAAUAUAAUAAAGGAAACAUUACAAUCAGAUGAAUUUGUGGAUUUAUUGUGGAAAAAAUUAACUAUAUACAAAAACAUUACUUAA
Molecule: messenger RNA, 2655 nt
Organism: Plasmodium gallinaceum
Lineage: Eukaryota; Apicomplexa; Aconoidasida; Haemosporida; Plasmodiidae
Gene: DCP1
Product: mRNA-decapping enzyme subunit 1, putative
Exons: 1
Coding region: 1-2655 (884 amino acids)
Biological process (GO): positive regulation of catalytic activity; deadenylation-independent decapping of nuclear-transcribed mRNA; deadenylation-dependent decapping of nuclear-transcribed mRNA
Cellular component (GO): P-body
Molecular function (GO): mRNA binding; enzyme activator activity
Source: RefSeq, a predicted model, not a curated record